AUGGGUGAAAACACAGAAUUUAACGAAGAUAUGUUGUUAAGUGACAACGUAAACUUAACGGGUUACUCUGAUACUGAUGAUGAUGAUGAUGGUGAUGAUAAUGAUGAUAGGGUGAAUGCUGAGGAUAAUGAUAAUUGGGAUAACACGGAUCCUACGACCGGUACAACAGAGGAUGUGGUUGUUGAUGAAAAUAUUCACCCGUUCGAUGAGAAUAAUGAUGCGUCGAGUUUGAAUAUUGCCGACGAGGGUGAGAAUUUUGAAAUUGAGGAAGAGGAGAUCGGAAGAGCGUAGUAAUACAGGGUUUUUUAAAACAUUUAGUUCAACUACAAGAUCAAGUGGUAAAGAAAAAGAAAGAAAAUCAACUUAUCCCUAGUGUCGCAAAUUUUAUGAAAUUAGAUUUCGAUCAGAAAAGCCAACGAAUUACCCCGACUAUUAUAAGACACUUGCUACACAUAUGUGAUUUAAUUGUGCGUAACAAACUUGAUAUUAAAAUAGAUCAUGGUGAUCGUGGUGUUUUAGAAUAUAUUACCAGUAAAGAUUGUCCAAAAAAAGAUAUAAAAUUUAUGUUUGUAGAAAAUAUGCGCAUUCACGGUUAUAUUCGGAAAGCCAUUACACAACUGCAGUCGAUCAAAAAAAAUCAUCCGCAAAAAAAUGGGCGACAAAGUCAAACGGUUAGCGCUGAUAGACGCGAAUAAAUUCAACAACCUAAUGGACAUGCUUGCUAAAAAUAACUCGAGACGAAUUGUUGAACAACGCCAAACGUAGCGCCGAAGAGGCUGGCCUUAUUGAAAGUCGUCAGGAAGUUAAAAAAUCUGUUAAAAAUAAUACUUCCACGGCAGGCAAUGACAUCAUUAAUUUUUUAAGAAAAACUGAAAGUUAUCGAAAAUCUGCGGGUCUUGAUCAAACCGAAGAAGAUAAAGGUGUGGCCCCCGGUAACGCUGCCGCACCAGUAACAGCGGGUGUGUCGGGUGCGGCUCAUAAACCGGGCACGGUUGCUUCUUCAACAGCAAAAAUCGAAGAACAUUUUCGAAAAAACGGCGUAAAACCCAUACCCCAGGGUAUCAAAUUUGCAGACGGUCAACUUGGUAUAUCCUAUCAAGAUAUGAUCGAGGAUUUAACACGAAACUACACCCAAACACAACCCAAUCUAAACGAAAAGAACCGGCAUAGGGUAUUAUUACUAUUAAAAAAGACUAAUAUGCCAAUUUCAUAUAUUCGAAAUAAAAGAAUUAAAGAAGAGUACAAAACUGUUUUGAAUCAAAGCAAUUACACCCCCCUACGACCUAUAACCCAACGUCGACUCCCGCAAAUUGUAGGAAAAACAACACCGGCGACAACACCUAAACGCCCUAUUGUGCACGGUAAGAGAAGAAAAAGGGGUUAUCUUUCGGAUUAAAUAAUGACGUCGUUAACUUGUUUUCUAAGUAAAUUCUUAAACACCGACGACAUUGAUAAAUUGGCUCGUGCAAAUGCUGUUGUUAAAAAGUAUUAUUUGGGUUGCUAUCCUGCAAAUAAUUAUCCAAAAAAUAUCAAAGACCGUUGUUGUUGGGUGUGGAAUACCGACGAAGAUGAUAAACCCGGCACGCAUUGGGUGUGUGUUGUCAAAGAUCGUCAAGAUAUUGUAUUUUUUGAUAGUUUUGGCAAGACACCGCGUUUUUUUGGUCGUAAAUACUGGCUUGAUUAUUUCCGUAGCUUACGUUGUAACUAUUCUGUUUAUAUGCAGCUACCCCGUCAAUCUUAUAUUAGCAAGACGUGUGGUGCGUGGUGUUUAUUAUUUUUAAAUAGUUUUUAUAACAACGAUGACAUCAUCGAUAUAUUUUCUGUUAAACAAGACGAACUUUUAGAGAACGAGAAGAAAUUGCAAGAAUUAGUGUAUCGAGAAUACCCGAACAUGAUUAAUAUAUAUAAGCGUAAAUGUAGUAAGGGUAAGGGGCAAAUUUGUAAAACAUAUUUAGAAGCAUUUCAACAAUACAUGUAA
Paramuricea clavata is the source of this 1978-nucleotide messenger RNA. NCBI's taxonomy places the organism in Eukaryota, Metazoa, Cnidaria, Anthozoa, Malacalcyonacea, Plexauridae. The record is from the annotation of a GenBank genome assembly.